Fonsecaea nubica is the source of this 1656-nucleotide messenger RNA. RefSeq lists its product as hypothetical. The coding region runs from base 1 to 1656 and encodes 551 amino acids. The transcript is spliced from 3 exons. NCBI's taxonomy places the organism in Eukaryota, Fungi, Ascomycota, Eurotiomycetes, Chaetothyriales, Herpotrichiellaceae. The record is from RefSeq and is a predicted model, not a curated record. Gene Ontology annotation, molecular function: flavin adenine dinucleotide binding; NADP binding; N,N-dimethylaniline monooxygenase activity.
AUGUCGGCCGCGCCUAAUCCUGAAUCCAUAAGAGACAAAAUCGAGGGCACCGUCGACACAGAGGCAUAUGCUCGGCUCAAUGGCGUUGACGAGAGAUCGAUAGAGGCAGAAAAACAUGUGGAAAAGAGAGGCCACAAGAAAGUCAUUUUGGUGGGCGCUGGAGUCUCGGGCAUCACCAAGGCGGCGCUCCUUCUCAAACACAAGGCGAUCAGCCUCGAGGAUUUGGUCAUCUUCGACGUGCAAGCCAAUUUCGGCGGGGUGUGGGAGAAGAACAAGUAUCCGGGAUGUGCUUGCGAUGUUCCAGCGUUGCAGUAUACCAACAAGUUGAUGAUCAAUACAGAGUACACGCAUUACUACGCCACCCGGGAUCAAAUCGCCAGCUUCUACGUGAAGAUGGCGCACGAUCUCGGGCUGAACCGGUGUGUCCAGUUCCAGACAUUUGUCAAAAGCUGUGUCUGGGACGAGGCUCGCUUCGUCUGGCACGUUGAAGCUGAGAACCAAAAGCACCGUACAAUUGAGAAGUGGACAACCGAUGUCCUGAUCCAUGCCGUGGGAGCCUUUGACAGACCCAAGUUUGGUCGCACACCGGGUCUAGAGUCGUUCAAGGGCUCUUACUGGCAUACGUCCCGCUGGAACGAUCACGUUGACCUCAAAGGCAAGCGAGUCGCUGUAAUCGGCUGUGGUCCCAGUGCUGGACAGGUGAUUCCGGAGAUCAUUGAUCAAGUUAGCGAGUUGACAGUCUACAUGCGGACGCCGCCAAUGGUGCUUCCAAGGAAGGAUUAUCAACGGUCAGAAGCAUGGAUGUGGAGUAUGAGGAAUGUACCAUUCUUUGCUUCAACAGUCCGCAACGCCGCCUUCGUCCAGCAAUGGCUUCUUGGCCAGUCUGUAGUGACCCGGGGCUCCUACCUCAACAAGACACUCACCAAGAAAGCCCAUGCAUUCUUGGACGAACAAGUCGAGGACAAAGCACUACGCGAACUUCUCCGUCCGGACUACGAGUUUUUUUGUAAGCGACCACUGUUCCUCGACGACUUUUACCCUGCGCUGACCAGGCCUCACUGCACCGUGGUUCGCGAGAGCCUGGACCAGUUCGUCCCCGACGGGAUCAUUUCGACCGAUAAAGCCACCGGGGUCAAACACGAGCGUAGUUUCGACGUCAUUAUCUUCGCGACUGGAUUCAACCUCGCACAGUAUCUCCAGCACGAGACGAUCAUCGGGAGAGGGGGCGUCAACUUACAAGAGCAGUGGAAAGCACAUCCGUCCGCCAUCUACGGCGUGGCCACCACCAACUUCCCAAACUUCUUCUUCUGCAACGGGCCCAACGCCAACACGUAUUCCUCUUUCCACCACGAAAUGAACGAGGUGGCUUCGGACUAUACUUCGCGCAUAGUCAAGGAGAUUUUCCAGCGGAGCAACCACGGCACAAAGUUUGCCGUCAUGCCCAAUGCCGAGUUUGAGCAGAGCUACAACGAUGAGAUACAGAACAAUCUGGGUCACUUGGUGUCGCAGAACAGCGCGUGUAACAGCUACCACAACAACGCCGAUGGACAUAACACGAUUGUUCACCAUCGGAACAUCUGGAAGCUGUGGUGGAGGCUAAAGAAGAUUGAUUGGAAUGAGUGGGACAUUUCGAUGGCUCGGGAUAUCAAAGACUAG